UACAUCACCUCCUCCAAGAAUUAAUGGAAUUGCUUCUGCUUGCACAUCUGUAGGAAGCCUAAAAUAUGAGUCGAAAGGAAGCAUUAUCGCAAUUUAUUCAGCAAAUUCAUGGACGGCCAGUUGUUGUGAAACUUAAUAGUGGUGUUGAUUAUAGAGGAGUUUUAGCAUGCUUAGAUGGUUAUAUGAACAUUGCACUAGAACAAACUGAAGAGUAUGUUAACGGUCAACUGAAGGAUAAAUAUGGUGAUGCAUUCAUAAGAGGCAAUAAUGUAUUAUAUAUUAGUACACAGAAACGAAGAACUAAUUAAAAAAUGUCAGCUAUCAUAGCUGUUAAAUUAUAUUUAUUUGCAAUUUUUAUUUUAACCAAAUUUAUACUCAUAUUUGUAAGCGUAAAAUAAUAAAAAAUUUUGUUUACAAUA
Ceratosolen solmsi marchali is the source of this 419-nucleotide messenger RNA. Its product is annotated as U6 snRNA-associated Sm-like protein LSm6. Gene Ontology annotation, molecular function: RNA binding. The transcript has 3 exons. The record is from RefSeq and is a predicted model, not a curated record. Gene Ontology annotation, cellular component: U4/U6 x U5 tri-snRNP complex; U6 snRNP; P-body. NCBI's taxonomy places the organism in Eukaryota, Metazoa, Arthropoda, Insecta, Hymenoptera, Agaonidae. Bases 66 to 308 code for a protein of 80 amino acids. Gene Ontology annotation, biological process: maturation of SSU-rRNA; mRNA splicing, via spliceosome.